GGCGGCCAGGCGCGUGCACGUCUCUCGACUUUUGACUCUUCCCUUUCAUUCGUACUUCCCGCCUUCCAUCUUGCCUCCUGCUCUUCGCUCCAGCGAAGAGAGAAGAGAGCCAAGCGAAGACGCACUGGGCGCAGUCGAGCGGAAUUUCUUCAACUGGUUUCCCGGCUUCUCGCUCCUUGCUGACCUUUCCACCUUUAAUCAUGGCAACCUUUCGCAUACCGAUCGAUUGCUCCCGCUCUUUCGCAUCAUUCUCCGCGAACCUUCCGACUGUCAGACGACGUGACACUUUGCUCUAUUCCAGAGCCAUUCACGCAGCGGAGCUGAAUACGUCGGUUUUCCUUGGUUCGCCUCCCGACUCGUCUUCGCUGUUAAACCGAUGACGCACAGUCGCGUGGCGCAGGGUCCGGAGGAGACACGCUCCGGCACUGCCAAACGUUCAUUGUAUUAAAUUCUAAGGAGGAAACGACAAUUCUCAUUGCCUCGGACCUGCUUCCUCCGAAAUCUACCCCGCGCUCGCCACCUCCUCCCCCUUCACUAAAACAUUCCUGUAUUACGUGGAACGAUAAUUGGCGUGUUUGCCAGAGGAAACAAUAGAAGCCGUAAUAAGAAGGAGAUCGCGAGCGUCGGCCGAUGCGAUUCAAAUAAAAAGGACGCAAGCGAAGAGACGGCGAGCGAAUCCAAGUUCUACCAAGAAUCACUAAUCCGUGGAUGCUGUGGCCCGUGUUGGGGGAUGAUGGGCUGAGCCCCACGUCGCCUUCAAGGGCGGCACCCCUCAAGGGGGUCAACAAACUGGGUCCCUUACUUUUGUGUGCCCCUUGCAAGCCGAGCCACAGGAAAAACCAGAAUUCCACCCAGUGGUACGUGCAGCAGCCCACGUGGCGCUUAUGGGGCGAGGAACGCGGCGAUGGCGUCAUAUACACGGUGUACCUUAAGAAAGUGCGCUAUCACAGACCCACCAGGAGUCUCUCGGCUUCGGAUUCCGAUGACGAGAUCUCGCACUUGGAAUGGGAAACUGUCAGAGUCCGCUUCCUCAAGGCAGGAACCGUGCAGCGGCUGGUCGAGAGUCUUGCCAACGACGACGGUGAACUCGAGUCGACAUACAUCAACGUCUUCCUGGCGACGUACAGAGCCUUCACGACGCCUCGCGACGUCCUGGAGCUUCUGCUCGCCAGGUACGACGCCCUGGACGAGAAUUCCGUCGCCCUGACGGGAGAACAGCACAGGAAGACUCUGGUCCAGGCUCUUCACGUCUGGCUCGAUGCGUAUCCUGGUGAUUGGAAGUCUCCUCCCAAUCAUCCUCUUCUGGCCAGACUCCUGGACUUCACUCAUCGGCGAUUGCCGGGUUCCGAGUUGGAACUCAAAGCCAGACAUCGGCUGCACAGGUUUCAACGGGAGGAUCAGAUCGACUCCUGCUUGGUCUACGAUAAUGGCCGGAUGCAAGGUCCAGGAGAUUCGAUCGUGGAUCACUGGCCAGGGUACACCUUUCCCGAGGUGCCGCACAGACAUUUUGCCGAACAGCUGACGCGAAUGGAUGCUGAAGUUUUCAGGAAGUUGGUGGCUCAUCAGUGUCUCGGCGCCGUAUGGUCUCGCAGGGAUCGUUCGAGAAGCCACGACGCCGCCACUGUGCUGGCCACGGUGAAUCAAUUCAACGCCGUUUCCCUGAGAGUGAUAUCCACUGUGCUCAUGGAAACGAACCUAAAGCCCCAGGAACGCGCACGCAUCCUCGAGACGUGGAUAGACAUCGCCCAGGAAUUGCGAAUAUUGAAAAACUUCAGCAGCCUGAAGGCCAUUGUCUCAGGACUUCAGAGCAAUCCUGUCUACAGGCUCGAGAAGUGCUGGCAGUGUAUGCCUCGGGAGAAGCACGAGCUCUUCAGGGAGCUUGAGAGGAUCUUCUCCGAGGAAAACAAUGCUUGGACUCAGCGUGAAUUGCUCAUCAAGGAGGGCACCGCCAAAUUCGCGGAUACGGCUGGCAGAAGCGAUAGGCAUCUGCAGAAAAUAUUUCAAAAACAGAAUACUCACUCCGGGAAUAUCAGUUAUGGAACCAUACCGUACCUGGGUACCUUCCUGACGGAUCUGACGAUGAUCGACACAGCGAUUCCCGAUACGAUAGCGGAGGGUCUGAUAAACUUUGACAAGAGAAGAAAGGAAUUCGAAGUCCUCGCCAGGAUACGACUCCUCCAAGGAGCUGCGAAUGCCUACAACUUUAGCACUGAUCCACUUUUUGAUCGAUGGUUUCACUCGGUCAUUGUCUUGGAUGAUAGAGAGGCGUACAAGCUCAGCUGUCAGAUAGAGCCACCUCCACCCGGGAAUACGCUCAACAACCGAGGAAAGAAAAAACAGAGUAAUCAUCAGGGUCAUCGCAAAAAUGACUCGAUAGCCUCGACCUCGAGUUCCAGCAGUUCGCAGUUCUACUGCGACCUCGACUCUUUACCCAGUUCGCCUCACAAUUCUUUGGACAGACGAACCUCGCCGUCGCAGAUGUCCAGCUCGUCUUCCAGUUCCUCCCUGCCUUCCCUGGAUGUUUCUCUGAGUUCCGGUGGAGCCGGAAGUUCCGGUCAGCACUCCCGACUUCAGCUCCCACCGUCUGGCCUGGCCAAUGGCAGCACCCCGAACCUCACGGGGCCUAUGAGUCCCACGCAUUCGCACAAGAGCUCACCGGACUUCUAUAUAAUUAAAGUCACCAUGGAGAGCGACAGCGUCGAGACGGAGGGCGUCGUGCUCUACAAGUCCAUUAUGCUCUCGAACAACGAGCGAACGCCGCAAGUGAUACGAAAUGCCAUGUUAAAAUUGAACAUUGAGGGCAGUCCUGAUCAGUACACUUUGGCGCAGGUUUUACCGGACCGCGAGAUGGUCCUGCCCAGUUCUGCCAACGUCUACUACGCCGUGAAUACAGCGCAUAAUUUGAACUUUAUCCUGAGACCACGCAGAGAUGUGAACGAAGGGAACGUUGAUAGUCCAAAAAAUAAAACGACCAAUCACAAACAGUAGUGGUGGCUGUAGACUAGCAAUUGUGGAGCGAGUAGUGUCUUUUUAUUUUUUUUUUGCAAGAAAGUAGAAUGUGGUCGUCCAAAGACAUUUUUAAAUAUGGACACCCGUUUGAUCACCACCAAAACUCAAUUAACUAUCGUAGAUAAUCGUGAUAUUUCUCCGUAUUACCAUGACAACUCAGUGCAACAAAGUAUUUCGAAGUAAAGCAUAAUUCAUGAUGCAGAUCAAGAUGAUCGACUGAUUCCGUAAGAAUCUCAAACGGUGACAAAAUGUCAAACGGUGACAGAAGCUCAAGCACGCGCAUAUAUCAAAUCUUUACCUGCUGCCUGUUCUUCAGACGUGAUGAAUUAAUUAAUCGUAUUAGGUAGGACGAAGUCUAAUCGUUUUAUAAAAAUGAAAAUGUAUGUCAUUAGAAGGACCAAUGAACGAAUACUUGUAUUACUGUGAGAAAGAGGGAAAAUGGAAAAAAGGAAAAAUCCUUUACACGUAUCACUGUGCAUUUGCGAAUGCUCAUGGAAACGGGAUUUCCGGCACCUGCGAAGAUUCUCGAGAACUCGAGAGUUAAUGUCUAUGUAAUUUUUCUCUUUCUUUUUCUGUAAAUAACUAGUGUAAAUUCUACUCUGAGAAUUUUAUUUUUUCUCGGUUUUCUUCGCAAGGAAAUCUUUUCGAGUACGCCAUUGAACAAACUUUCAAUUCGGACAAUAAAAUCUCACGCAGAAUUUUAUGCAAUUCUGUAUAGCUUUGUGAUAUUGAAAUUUCUUUGGCCUCCAGAGGUAUGGUCAAAGGCACGUCAAGAGUGUGUAAAGAAGAGCUUCAGGGGUGUAGCACUGGGAAUCAAUACUCAGAGUCGAAUAUAGCCUGAAAUUAUGAAGUAGACGGGCAGUACGAUAAAUUAUUGGAUUGGCUUUAUCGAUCGACCAAUCUCGUAAGCGAAUACGUUGAAUGACAUAUUUAGGGAUCUUCGAUCCCUGAACAAAUAACUCCGGUAUAAGAAGUAUUCGAUCUUUUUAACUUAUAGUCUUAGGCAAUUUUGUACUUAUCGACGUUGAAUUUCUACUUUGUCUAUUGUCUCUCACUCCGUGUGUACAGAGCGUUCUCAACAAGACGAGUACCAAGAGUAUCAUUAAUAAGAGUCGAAAAAAGAUUUAAAAAAAAAAAA
This is a messenger RNA of Cephus cinctus (wheat stem sawfly), 4147 nucleotides long. RefSeq names its product ral guanine nucleotide dissociation stimulator (gene Rgl). Gene Ontology annotation, biological process: Ras protein signal transduction; positive regulation of GTPase activity. The record is from RefSeq and is a predicted model, not a curated record. Gene Ontology annotation, molecular function: guanyl-nucleotide exchange factor activity. Lineage: Eukaryota; Metazoa; Arthropoda; Insecta; Hymenoptera; Cephidae. The transcript has 7 exons. The coding region runs from base 709 to 2988 and encodes 759 amino acids. Gene Ontology annotation, cellular component: plasma membrane.